GUUAGAUCUGUUCCCUGACCUGGCUGAUGGUGUGGGCUCAGAAACAGUUGUGAUGGCCCAGGGCCUGGUAUGAGUGACCAGAGGGGGAACUGAAGAUGGUGACUUUUGGUACCAGGCAUUUUAGUGAAGGAGCCAUAAGAAAGAGAAGCCUGGAAAAACUAAAGCUGCAAGAACAGGAGCACGUUCGGAAAAGGGGGGAAAAGACACGGGGUUGAAAGAAAAACACGUGGUGAUGAAAAGAAGUUCGAGAGAGGAAAAAGAAAGCUAAGCUCAAGAGGAGAGAAGAGAGGCAGAUAGAUGGAGAUGAGAAACAUCCCCCAAAGCAGCAGAAGGUACCAGCUGAAGAACAGCAGUGGCCAGAGAAUAUGCCUGAAUGGGAAGAAAGGAAAUCCCUGCUAGCUCAGAGAAGAGUGGAGGCUGUCAGACUGCUUACAGUGCUGUUAAGCCAUGUGAAAUUGGCAAGUCAAAAAGUGGAUCCUUCAUGGGGCGUAAGGAAGGACGAUUCCUUCUCUGAAACAGCAUUAACAGACAUACAUCAGGAACUGAUUAACUCCCAUUAUCAUACGCACAAAGAGUUGAAACAUAAGGAGGAGUUUAAGUGCCCGCUAAUCCUAAAAGGUAGCAGCUUAUGUAGCGAGGAAGGAGAUGUGAGUAACUUCCAUGCAUCUACUUGUCAUAUAGUCAGGACGAUUUUAAAUGACCCUUCUCCAGCCCCACGUUCUGACGGACAGCCUGGCAGAGAUGCGUGCAACUCCUUUGGCUGUGGAUCUUUGCUGAUUACAGUUACGCAAGACCGCAGGGUCAUCCAGCCUCUCGAUGGAAGGGACUGCCCAGCACUGAAUGUAGCUCACACACAGACAGUGUCUGAAGACUCUUGCAAAAAGCAAAAGGUUUACGAGACUGAUGAGUUCAUCCAUUAUUUACUAAACUACUAUCAGACUCCGCACUAUGCACGUGUUUGCUUAGAGCCAAAAAAUACUGCGCACAAGUCCUGGUGGAAGAGAGUGGUAUCUGGUGGUGGUAGUGCUUUUGACAUCAGCUUGAGUAGCAAACAUGGUCAGCACUUCAGAGAAGUGAGUCCUGUACAAAAUCUCAGCAAGAGAAAUUGUAGUAGUGGUGAUAAUGGUAGACUGGUGAUUGCUGUUGGGGAGCUUGAGUCAAUGAACACAGUGUUAGAAAACAAGGCCUGUGGGGGCAGGCUUGCAAAAGAGUUGCAAGGGCAGAGGAAUGACUUGCUCACUGUUGGUAACUUACCCUAUGCUGAACUGAAUCAUUCUUUGGAUUGCACUGCUGUUACUCAUGAUAAGGAAUUCAAACAAGAAGAUGGUAGUGAUGAAGGUACUGUACCAUACAAAAUAUGUAGAUGUGCUUGCAAAUUAAAGGAUUUGUUGGAAGAGAUCAGUGAUCCUGACUACUUUAGAGAGGCAAGUAGCAGCUCAGUGAAGAGAACAGAAAGAAGGUGUGAAGAAAUUUACAGCAAUUGCAAUAGAGGGUGCUUACCUGCAAGAGCUGGGGAAAGCAAAUUACUGGUUUACCUUAAAAAUGUAACUCUGGAAGGUCAAGAGACGGAAAGCAGCAAAUGUAGCUUCUGUUCUAAUUCUGUCCAUCAGGGCCUGGCAAGGCAGUGUGAGCAUAAGCUUAAGAAGUCGUGCAAGAGAUCUAGUAGUAAAUUGAGGCAUGAAGGACAGAAAAGCAAGAUACAGUCCAGGGAAGAGGAGAGGAAUGCUCGCAAAAUGAAGAAAAAGAGAAAAAAGCUUUCUUCUAAUCUUUUAUCUGAUGAAUGUGGCUUUUCAGAGACGGACAGUUGUGUGCAGCUGGAGUCGCUCAGAAAGAUACAAGGAAAAUGUAAGAAAAUGUUGCACAAAAAAGUGAAAUUCAAGACCCUUCACACCACCAUGGCAGCACCAGAUGUUACCCCUUGUGAUGGCUCACUACUGCAGGAGACCCUCCAGAGAACAGGAGAUGAGAGGAGAUUAAUGUUGAGAAAAGAGAUGGAUGCAGAUGUCAGAGGAUGCCCUCUAUUUCCUCUUGAGAUAAUUCAGACAGACCCCUGCUCAGAUACUUUCUGUGGAGCAGAGCCCAGAAGAGGAUGCUGAACAGCUACUAUGUAACAGCUCUUAAGUUUUUAUAUACAAGUGGGAGAAGAAAGACCUUUGAUUAAAAGGUACAUGAAAUAGUGGGGGGGUUUGUUGCUUAGGUGAUUUCUUUGGUUAGAAUAUCUGACUGGUGUAGUGAGUGUCACAGAACAAGAACUUGUUUUUGCCUUUUGGGUAACAGGACCAAAACUUUCCCUAGGGCCAGACAAACUUUCAUGGACCAGUUGCUAAGAAUUUGAAAGGAUACAGAUUGAGAUCUCGGGUUGUUAAACUCUGAUUAAAUGUAGAGAACCGUGUAAAUACACGGUAAAGUUACGGUAUUUCAAAAUAAGGAGGAAAAGACAUAGCUAUAUAAAUCUAGAGCAAGCAUAUGAAGUGCCUCCUCAAUCAGAUUGUUAAAAUGGUGGGACUGGAAGGUGUGGGUGACAUUUAUUCUCAAUUGUGUAAAAUAAUAGAUCCCAUAAACCCACCCUGGAAAAAUGCUUGUUUUCCAUUCAGAAUUCUAGAGGUGUUUCUGCAAGUUUGCUGGUCCCUGGGAGGAACCCAACAAGUUUCAUGAGAUUUCGAAGGCACACCCAGUAAGACUGCUUUUUAGUAUGACUUUGCUUACAAGUAAUUUCAGAGGAAUUGUGAAAUGUUGACGGACUUGUGCUGCAUGUGGGUAAAAAUGUGAAAAUGCAGUCCUAGGGGCUUGAGUUAUAUCUCUAUUUAUUCAGCUGGCUAUGUUUAGAAGACAGACUCUAUUGCUUUUGGACAAAGUCUCUUAGCAAGACGUAGAAGACUAAUUCUAAGUUAAAUACGUUGAUUAUUUCAGCUUUCAUUUUACUAUGCUUUAUUUAUUACAUGUCAGUAUACUAAAUUAAUGUGAUAAUGUUGCCUUCGUUACCUAGAAUCUUACCCAUGUUUGUAACUUCUGCUCUAAUAAAUAGUAAUAAUAACAA
Molecule: messenger RNA, 3037 nt
Organism: Pezoporus flaviventris
Lineage: Eukaryota; Metazoa; Chordata; Aves; Psittaciformes; Psittacidae
Product: A-kinase anchor protein 17B-like
Exons: 5
Coding region: 366-2096 (576 amino acids)
Source: RefSeq, a predicted model, not a curated record